AUGAGAUGCUGGGUUUUCAAUGAAAGUCUGUCAGUCCUGUUAUUACUGGUGUGGCUGGGAUUGAAUUUAUAUCUGUUUAUUGACACAUACCACUGGUAUGAAGAAGAUGAUGCUUACCUUUAUACACGGGUUAUGCUGGGUUCAACACUGGCUUGGGCGAGAGCUUCUGCGACAUGCCUUAAUUUUAACUGCAUGUUAAUCCUGCUACCAGUCAGUAGAAACCUUAUCUCAUUCAUAAGGGGAACAAGCAUUUGUUGUAGAGGAGCACUGAGGAGACAACUUGACAAAAACCUCACAUUUCAUAAGAUAGUUGCCUAUGGAAUAGCUGUAAAUGCAAUCAUCCAUAUUGUUGCACAUCUGCUCAACAUAGAGCAAUAUCAUAUAAGUCAAUCGAAGGAAGCAGGGGGGUUACGGAAUAAACUUUCUGGCAUUGGCAAAACACCAAAUGAAAGCUACUUGAACCCAAUUAGAAACUAUGAAGUGAACCCAACAACACAGAUACUAACUACCAUAGCUGGAGUAACUGGUGUCAUAAUCACUGUGGCUUUCAUUCUGAUCAUGACUUCAUCCACGGAGAUCAUCAGAAGAUCAUUCUAUGAGGUGUUCUGGUAUACCCAUCACCUGUUCAUGGUUUUCUUUGUCGGUCUGGUUAUCCAUGGUAUGGGUCAGCUCGUCCGAGGUCAGACGCCGCAGAGUCUGUUGCUGCACAAUGUCACUUAUUGUAAAGAUCACUACUCAGAAUGGGAGAAAGCCACUCAAUGUCCUUUGCCACUAUUUUCUGGCAGUGAACCUGUGGCUUGGAAAUGGGUUAUAGGUCCUGUGGUAGUAUACAUCUGUGAAAGAAUUGUUAGGUUCUGGAGAUUUCAGCAGGAAGUUGUCAUUACAAAGGUGGUGACUCAUUCCUCUGGAGUCCUGGAACUCCAUAUGAAGAAAUGUGGCUUUAAAAUGGAGUCUGGUCAGUAUAUAUUUCUACAGUGCCCUUCUGUAUCGCAACUGGAGUGGCAUCCUUUCACGCUUACCUCAGCUCCUGAGGAGGAAUUCUUCAGUGUGCACAUAAGGGUAGUUGGGGAUUGGACAGGAGCCCUGUUCAAGGCCUAUGGAGCAGAGGAAAAAGUCUUUAAGGAGCCCUGGAAGCUACCAAGACUGGCUGUGGAUGGACCAUUUGGAGCUGCAACUACAGAUGUUUUUCACUAUCAAGUCAGUGUAUGCAUUGCAGCAGGAAUAGGAGUCACUCCGUUCGCUUCGAUUUUAAAAUCCAUAUGGUUUAAGUGCUGUAAUCCUAAUACAGAACUGACGUUGGAGAAGGUUUAUUUCUAUUGGACUUGCCGAGAUGCGUCUGCCUUUGAGUGGUUUGCUGAUCUCCUGUUCUUGCUGGAAACACAAAUGGCUGAGAAAGGGAAAACCCAUUUUCUAAGUUAUCAUAUAUUUCUUACUGGCUGGGAUGAAAGUCAGGCUACUCAUAUAGCUCUACAUGAUGAUGAAAAGAUGGAUGUAAUUACUGGUCUGAGACAGAAGACCUUCUAUGGAAGGCCGAACUGGGACACUGAGUUCAGGCAAAUAGCAGAAAAUCAUCCCAGCAAGAGCAUCGGUGUAUUCUUCUGUGGACCCAAAGCUCUCUCCAAGAUCCUUCAAAAGAAGUGCAACUUGUAUUCAUCAGCUGAUCCAAGGGGUGUUCAGUUUCACUAUAAUAAGGAAAGUUUCUAAACAGUAUUUUUGAAAUGUUAUAAUUGAUGUCAUUGUACUGUAUGCUUUUUCAAUGAAAUCAGUGGAAGUUAGGGGUCUAAAUAUAGUUGCGGAUCUGAGCUCAAGUGUCUUUAUAAUUUAAAACUAAAAACAUGAAACCCCCACAGAAUGUACAUAAGUUAGUAGAAGAUGCAGUUCUGCUCUAUAUUAAAAAAAAAAGCAAAAAUAUAUUAGAUUUGUACUGAGGUGUAAAACACAGUUCCAUAAGGAUCAUAUAAUGCAUUUACCCAUCCAUACAAUAAAACUGUGAAGCAGAAAACAUCCCAAGUGUGUUAGCAGUUGAAUAAAACAAACGACAAUAUUAUGUAUGUACAAACACAUGGAAAAAUAUUCACUGGAGAAGACAAAACUAUAUAGACAAACACAUAAGGAUAAAAAUUACAUCCCAGAGGACUAUAGGAAUAUUUUAUAAAUCUGUUUGGGGAUGCAGUUUGUAUGAACUAAGCUGGUGCUACAAGAUAUAGUGCUAUUAUUAUUGAGUUGAAGACGAUGCAUCUUUAUUUGAAAAUUGUGCAAGUUUUCUGAAAUGUCUGUG
Dermochelys coriacea (leatherback sea turtle) is the source of this 2278-nucleotide messenger RNA. It is a transcript of the gene NOX3, whose product is annotated as NADPH oxidase 3. NCBI's taxonomy places the organism in Eukaryota, Metazoa, Chordata, Testudines, Dermochelyidae. The transcript has 13 exons. The record is from RefSeq and is a predicted model, not a curated record. Gene Ontology annotation, molecular function: superoxide-generating NAD(P)H oxidase activity. The coding region runs from base 1 to 1704 and encodes 567 amino acids. Gene Ontology annotation, biological process: superoxide anion generation; defense response. Gene Ontology annotation, cellular component: NADPH oxidase complex; plasma membrane.